CUCAACACGGUAUGACAGUCUUUUUACUUUGUAUGUGUUUAUGUAUAUUGACUGUCGAGAUUGUCCGAUGCAUCUCCGGCUCGGCUUUGGGCCAAUCAUAUGUCAAGCAACAGGAUCCAUUACCAGUGCAUUUGGACUUGUCGAAGCAUCUCGCAGGGCGACGUCAAAUCCCCACUCCAAGAGCAAGAUCGGCUUUGGAUAGCUGUUCGCAGCAAAUGCAUCUCCACAACGGAUCUGAACAUCAACCCCCAAUCACAUGCAGAUCUCUGCCCUGUUGGCCAAGGAGACGGCUGCAAGACACCAUUGGGGCGUCAUCGGGCCAACUCGGGCUGAAACGAUGCUUAUCCGCACACUGCACCGGCCCUGAUUGGUGGAGCGUGGGCGACUGUGGGAAAAGUGUGGCAAAGGAUCCUGCUGGGCUCUGUCUGGCUCGUGCAACCGAGGAGCCGACGAGUCACGGCCCGCCCCAAACCCUUUCAAAGACUUUCUCAACCAUCCGUUCUCUCUACACACACACAUUCUCUUUAUCCACACCCUUAUAUUGCUCGCGUGCGCACUUGAAAUCUUUUUCAACCGUCCCCCUCUUUUGGCAUCUGCAUUCCUGCCGUUUGUCUCAAACACCUCGUCUUUGACUGUCACAGUCACAUAACGCUCUCCAAGCAUCCGUGCCCUUGCUUAUCGCUCCCGAUUAUCGCUAACCUCCGCUCGGCGGUGGCCCCUGCGUUGUUUCCCAUUCCCCAGGAGUCUUUUUUUUAAAAGACCUCCUUUCGCCAUCUCAUCCAUCCAUCCACGCCAGAACCGAACCCAAUCGCACUUUCACCAUGAAGAUCUUCCAGCAGAGCACCGAGUUUGACUACUCGUGGGAGGAGGUGUCCACCUCCAACUGGCGCAAGUACGGCCCGUGGAACGAGAAGACACCACAUGUGAUCGCCGUCGACACGCUCUCCCGCACAGUGGAUCCCAACACUGGCAUCCUGCGCACUGAACGCUUGAUUACCUGCAAACAAAACGCUCCCAAGCUCGUCACAUCCAUCCUCGGCGGCCAAGACACCUCGCUCGUCUACGAGACCUCCUACGUCGACCCAAAGGCCAAGCGCGUCACCCUCUGCUCAAUGAACUUGACGUGGGCCGACCUCCUCAACGUCCGCGAGACCUGCAUCUACGAACCUUCCGCCUCAUCUCCCACCUCAAAGACAAACUUCCAGCAACGCGCCGAGAUAACUGCGCUAUGCGGUGGAUGGCAGAAGAUCAAGAACAGCAUCGAGCAGGUCACCGUGGAAAGGUUCCAACAGAACGCUGCCAAGGGUCGUGAGGGCUUCGAGAUGGUGCUCGCCAUGAGUCGACGGGCGUUCCAGGAGCAGAGAGACAUCCUGCGGCUGCAGCAGGACAGCCGGAUCUUGCAGGAGAUCCGGAUGUAA
Messenger RNA from Periconia digitata, 1418 nucleotides. The record is from the annotation of a GenBank genome assembly. NCBI's taxonomy places the organism in Eukaryota, Fungi, Ascomycota, Dothideomycetes, Pleosporales, Periconiaceae.